UCCAGCUAGGCAGCUGGACCCAGGAGCAGAGGGCCCAGAGGGCACAGGAAGAGGCCAGCCCCUCUGCUGCAGCCAGGAUGGGUCUGCGGGUAGCUCAGACAGGCUUCGUGGUCCUGGUGCUGCUCCAGAGCUGCACCGCGUACAAACUGGUCUGCUACUACACCAGCUGGUCCCAGUACCGCGAGGGUGACGGGAGCUGCCUUCCAGAUGCCAUCGACCCCUUCCUCUGCACCCACAUCAUCUAUAGCUUUGCCAACAUAAGCCACGACGAGAUCGACACCUGGGAGUGGAACGACGUGACGCUCUAUGACACACUGAACACACUCAAGAGCAGGAACCCCAACCUGAAGACCCUCCUGUCUGUUGGAGGAUGGAACUUUGGUUCUCAAAGAUUUUCCAAAAUAGCCUCCAACACCCAGAGUCGCAGGAGUUUCAUCAAGUCGGUGCCACCAUUUCUGCGGACCCACGGCUUUGACGGGCUGGACCUAGCCUGGCUCUACCCCGGCCGGAGGGACAAGCGGCAUCUCACCACCCUGGUCAAGGAGAUGAAGGCAGAGUUUGCAAAGGAAGCCCAGGCGGGGGCAGAGCAGCUCCUGCUCAGCGCGGCCGUGUCUGCAGGGAAGGUCACCAUCGACAGCGGCUAUGACGUGGCACAGAUGUCUCGAUACCUGGACUUCAUCAAUAUUUUGACCUAUGACUUUCACGGAGCCUGGCGUCAGACCACCGGACAUCACAGCCCCCUGUUCCGCGGCCAAGAGAGUGCAAAUUCUGACAGAUUCAGCAAUGCUGACUACGCUGUGGGCUACAUGCUGAGGCUGGGGGCCCCGGCCAAUAAGCUGGUGAUGGGGAUCCCCACCUUUGGGAGGAGCUUCACUCUGGCCUCUUCCAAGACGGAUGUGGGAGCCCCAAUCUCGGGGCCUGGAAUUCCAGGCCGGUUCACCAAGGAGGAGGGGACCCUCGCCUACUAUGAGAUCUGUGACUUCCUCCGUGGAGCCACUGUUCACAGACUCCUUGGCCAGCUGGUCCCCUAUGCCACCAAGGGCAACCAGUGGGUGGGGUAUGAGGACCAGGAGAGCGUCAAAAGCAAGGUGCAGUACCUGAGGAACAGGCAGCUGGCAGGCGCCAUGGUGUGGGCCCUGGACUUGGAUGACUUCAGGGGCACCUUCUGCGGCCAGAACCUGCGCUUCCCUCUCACCAGUGCUGUCAAGGACGCACUCGCGGCUGCCUAGCCCUCCCUCCUGCUGUGCACAGUGGGCAGCCCUUGCCCCUCAGCUCCAAAGGUCAGGAGCCUGGUCACCUGCCCUGCUGAGCCUCAGUCUCCCUCCUUUGGACCCCAUGCAUGCGGGGGGGCCACAGCUCUGGGAUCUGAGCCCAGCUCUGGUGACAAGCAGGGAGUGGUCAGGCUGCAGCUGGUUAGGGCCUGGAGACCAGCACAGUGUGAGACACAGGGUCAGCACACACCCUGUGGAUGGAUGAAAGUGCCCAGUGCCCCUGAGCCCUGCCCCACACAAGGGGAUUUCUUCAGCUCCCACACCCCCAGGCCUCCUCACCAAGGGACAUCAUUUUGGCAAGCUCUACCACCAAGCAGCAAACAUCUUAUGAGAAACAGCAGCCACACUAAUCACAGCCUCUGCAAAGCCCAACUUAGGACCUUCACCCAGGAACACAGUCAUGUCUCCUGCCCACGUCACCUUCCUAAUUCUGCAGCUGCUCAAUAAAGCACCCA
Molecule: messenger RNA, 1726 nt
Organism: Equus quagga
Lineage: Eukaryota; Metazoa; Chordata; Mammalia; Perissodactyla; Equidae
Gene: CHI3L1
Product: chitinase 3 like 1
Exons: 10
Coding region: 78-1229 (383 amino acids)
Biological process (GO): carbohydrate metabolic process; chitin catabolic process
Cellular component (GO): extracellular region
Molecular function (GO): chitin binding
Source: RefSeq, a predicted model, not a curated record